Molecule: messenger RNA, 724 nt
Organism: Stereum hirsutum FP-91666 SS1
Lineage: Eukaryota; Fungi; Basidiomycota; Agaricomycetes; Russulales; Stereaceae
Exons: 3
Coding region: 55-471 (138 amino acids)
Source: RefSeq, a predicted model, not a curated record
CGCCAGGAACCCAAACCUCCCUCUAUUUCUUUACUCUAAAAGCAGUAAACUAUCAUGCCUCUUUUCGGAACCAAGCAAGAGGAGCCUGCUCCCGUCGAGCCUCAACACAAGUCCUCCAUGUUCUCUCGCAGCAGCCGCGGCUCCAGCGACCUCGACCGGAGCAACACCACCCAGAGUAACGGUACGGGCAAGAGCAGCUUCUUUGCCCGCAGAAACCACAGCGAAGAGGAGGCCCUCGGCUCUGAUCCCAGUAUCAAGGGCGCAAGACAAAAAAUCAAAGAUGCGGAGGCGGCGGAGAGGCAGGCGGACGCAGCUUUGAUUGCGGCGAAGAACGCGGUGAAGGCUGCGAGAGACCACGCGCAAUUCCUCGAGAGGGAGGCGUUGGAGGAGGCACGACGCGCGAAGGCGAAGCAGAAGGAGGCUGCUUCAGUGACGAAGAGCACUCGUGGCCUCGGUAGGCACGGUGGCUGAAGGCUUCAUCUAUCCCUCACGGCUGCACGACACGCUAUGAAUCUUCGCGGACUUUAUUAUACCUUCGUCAGAUGUUCUCUUGUUGUACCCUAUACUUCUUUUUGCUGUGAAUCUUCUCAUACCUUAGCGUUGAUUUUGUUUUUAAUGCCGACUUCGCAUGUGGCGUCACUUCAAGUUUGUGCCUUCUCUCUGACUCUGUUUGUCGUCAUCCCUCGAGCCGCUUCGAGCCAGUAACAUGAAUUAGUUAUUUCCG